CAUGUAUAAACAUGACGUUCAUGAAUAUUUAUUAGCUCGGGAUGGCCACUGGCCCUCUGAGGACUUCUAGAUAGCCGAGAGGGGUCCAGUUGGGUUGUUUUGUCUGGGGCUUCUUCCAUCCCAACAAAUCCCACAGAAAAGGACUUACAACUAUUACCUUUUUUUAGCCCACGGGAAAUCAUGGCUCGGGCCCCAGGCUAUCGAGGGCCUCUCUUGGGGCUGCUUCUGCACUUUGCUCUACUUUGUUCGGCUCAAAGGGCCCAAGGACCUGCUGGACCUGCAGGUGUACCAGGAAUUGAUGGCAUUGAUGGUGAUAGAGGAUCAGAUGGCCAAGCUGGUCCUGCUGGACCUGAUGGAGAGCCUGGUAAAAUUGGAUCCUCUGGAAUACCCGGAAUUCCUGGAAAUGAUGGCUUGACCGGCCGUAUCGGAGAGCCCGGGCCUGAUGGUCCCCGCGGACAGAAAGGUGAACCCGGAACAGUUGGACCUCGUGGAAUGGCUGGUGUUGGGCCAGAUGGACCCCCUGGGCCACCAGGGCCAGGAGGGCUUCCGGGCCCACUGGGGAAAACAGGACCACCUGGGCCCAUGGGUGUGAGGGGGCCACAAGGACCUCGAGGACCAACAGGCCCUCGAGGGGCAUCUGGGAUGCUUGGAAGCGCUGACCUGUGUCCCAACUCUUGUCCACCAGGGACUACUGGACAUCCUGGACUUCCUGGCAUGAAGGGCCACAAAGGUGUUAAAGGUGAAGCAGGGGAACCUGGCAAACAAGGGCACAAGGGGGAGGAGGGUGAACAAGGCGGUCAAGGGGAGGUCGGUGCACAAGGGCCAACGGGCGCCCAGGGCAUCCGUGGAGCCUCAGGAAUGAUGGGUACUAAGGGAGAGAUGGGUGCUCGAGGUCCUGAUGGAGAUCCAGGUCCUCAAGGUGUUGCCGGGGCAUCUGGUGAUCAAGGGCAGCGAGGUGUGAUGGGUGAGCCUGGGCCUAAAGGUGAACUGGGCUUACAAGGGCCAAGAGGCAUCACCGGUUUGCCAGGUCCCAAAGGAGACGCUGGUUUACCAGGUGUGGACGGCCGUGAGGGUAUUCCAGGCUUGCCGGGAACAAAGGGAGGGGUUGGAAAGCCUGGACUCCCUGGAGAGACUGGCCCACAGGGGCUUCCUGGUUUGCCUGGAUCACCUGGAGCAAAAGGACAGGGUGGCUCAAAGGGAGAUGCUGGUCAAACAGGCUUUCCUGGAACAAUAGGUUCAGCUGGGAAAAUGGGCGAGCGCGGGGAACAAGGUGAGGUUGGAGACGUUGGACCAAUCGGUGAACCUGGAGAAUUAGGAGAACAAGGCCCGGUGGGUCCAGCUGGCAAGCCGGGUUCAAGGGGACCCAAAGGUGACCCCGGUCUUCCUGGUAUUCCAGGCCCUCCUGGUGUUCCUGGAGUAAAAGGAGAAAGGGGCGAGCGGGGAGAAGCAGGGCCCAAGGGAGACCAGGGUCCACAAGGUGAUGAAGGCAACCCCGGAGAGAAAGGAGAUAAUGGUGAACCUGGCGAAACUGGUGCCAAGGGUGAGAAUGGAAACCCCGGCGAGCCUGGUAGAAGAGGACCAGAGGGAACUCGAGGCCAGCCCGGAGUCGAGGGUCCAGCCGGCACACCUGGACCACGAGGCAUGCAGGGUAACAGAGGUCCACCUGGAGUCAGAGGCACACAAGGCCCUGCGGGUAAAGAGCCGAGCGACCAGCACAUCAAACAGGUCUGCAUGCGAGUCAUGCAAGAACAACUGGCUCAGUUGGCUGCAAGUUUGAGAAGACCAGAGUCUGGUGCAGUGGGCUUACCUGGUAAACCCGGACCUCCGGGCCCUCCUGGUGCUCCGGGAGACAAUGGCCUGCCAGGGCAGGCAGGGGCAAGAGGACUUCCUGGACUUAAAGGACCACCAGGACAACUUGGAGCAAAAGGACCCAAAGGUGAAAUGGGCGACAGAGGCUCCCGAGGACCCACAGUGCGGGGACCCAAAGGUCAGCAAGGACCUCCUGGACUCCCAGGUGAGGCUGGCAAACCUGGGUACGGUCAGGAUGGUCGCGACGGCCAAAGAGGACCUCCUGGCCUUCCUGGACAGCCUGGCGUACCAGGGCCACCCGGUGCAGCCGGUCCUAAUGGUUACUGCGACCCGUCCUCAUGCAAUUUGUCAGCGGGCGCUCAGCGUACAGAUGUUAAGGGACCUGCAGGGAACUAAAAGCCACUCUGGGAGAGACAGAGACUAUUGGAUUAGAACAUGUUUCAUCUCAGGGGUUUGUGGUGCCUUCCCUCCAUUAACCUCUAGUCUUGUCUUGACAAGCUCCACCAAAAGGAGCACACCUCCACGAAAACACACAAUUUUUAUAUGCUGCCAAAAUCCACAAUAUAUAUAUUUUUUAUUUUCUUCUACCUGGAUAUCUUUUUAUAUUGCUGGCAAAGUGUUUUAAUUGUUCAUUCCAAUUUCUUUGUACACUGUUUUCCCCCUCAACAAGCAAAGAUAUCUCUUCAAUUUACUCACCUCAAAUAAAUCAGGACCAGGAAUUGCCUGUUUGUGAAAUACGUGGUAAUUUAUCAGUAAAAUAUUUUAUUAUUAGAUGUUUUUUUUACAGUGCCCGCAAGUCAGAAAGUAUUUCAAGUUGAAAAACUGGGGUGAGGGGUCACACUGUCUUCAGUGUAUGUUGUAAAUCUGUAUAAAAUAAAUUUUUU
This is a messenger RNA of Corythoichthys intestinalis (scribbled pipefish), 2693 nucleotides long. RefSeq names its product collagen alpha-1(IX) chain. The record is from RefSeq and is a predicted model, not a curated record. The transcript has 32 exons. The coding region runs from base 181 to 2205 and encodes 674 amino acids. Lineage: Eukaryota; Metazoa; Chordata; Actinopteri; Syngnathiformes; Syngnathidae.